Messenger RNA from Tarenaya hassleriana, 1684 nucleotides. RefSeq names its product F-box protein At3g12350. Gene Ontology annotation, biological process: gibberellic acid mediated signaling pathway; SCF-dependent proteasomal ubiquitin-dependent protein catabolic process. NCBI's taxonomy places the organism in Eukaryota, Viridiplantae, Streptophyta, Magnoliopsida, Brassicales, Cleomaceae. The transcript has 2 exons. The coding region runs from base 188 to 1468 and encodes 426 amino acids. Gene Ontology annotation, molecular function: protein binding. The record is from RefSeq and is a predicted model, not a curated record. Gene Ontology annotation, cellular component: SCF ubiquitin ligase complex.
UCAUUUUCCUACUCGCGACGAAUAUUCUUCGGAGCCAUUUGCUUCGGCAAAGAAUCUACCACAGAAAAUUCUGCAAACCCGAUUUUCCUCUCGCCUUAUCAUCCCCAAAUCUUGUGACUUUUCGUUCCUGAACCCUGAAUUUCCCCGAGAAAUCUGAUAAUUUUCCCGAGAAAAUCCGUCCGAGACAAUGGCUAGUGGUAUCGAUGCAUUUGCACUGUCGUUCUCAGACAUCCCCGAGGAUGUCCAGCUCUGCGUCCUGUCGUUCCUGUCGCCGGCAGAGAUCUCCAGCUUCGCCUGCACGUCGAGACGCUUCGCCGCGCUGUGCCGGGACGACGGCAAGCUCUGGCACGCGAUGUGCGACCGGAGAUGGGGGAGGAAGACGCAGAUCCAGAAAUGGGGGAAGGGUCGGAUCGGGUACAGAGUUCUCUACAGGACUCUGAGCGAGUGGGAAAAUCUGAUCGGAUUCUGGCGCCGAUGCGGUCGAGCGAAUCCCGCCGCUUCAUCUCCGCCGUUGGUUUUCUUCGAGUGGGGACCUUCCUUCAUGUUGGGAUCUAGGGUUUCUCCGACCGGGAACGGGACUUAUCACGUCAUGAAGACGCCGUUUCUAUGGAUGGGCUUGUCGCAGGAGGGUCGGGUCGUGAAUUUCCUCGAUCUGGAUGGGAAACCGGGAUCAGGGUUCGGUAUUGAAGAUCUAGGGUUUACGAAUGGCAAUUUCGUGCCGGUGGAUGUCAAUUUCAUGGGAAACUGCCAUUUUAUGGUGGAGGAGAAUCGCUGCUCUACCUACAAUUCUCGCGGAGGAUCGAAGAGCAAUAGCUCCGGCGACGAGAGCGAGGAUUUGAUCACCGGAAAAUCGCCGGACUUUAUGGUUUCGGAGAUGUAUUCCCGAUUCGCAAACCGGAUGAGCCCCGGCGACAGUAGGCGGCAGCGGAGGAAGGAGAAGGAGCGGCAAGCCAGGAUCAAAUGGGAACCAGAACACUUUGUUAAGGUUGUCGAUUGCUCGCCGACGACCACAAAGCCCUUGCAAGGCUUAUGGAAGGGUUUCUGCCAUGGAAAGAACCUGGAGUUCUAUUUUGUGAAAUAUGAUGAAGUUGGAGGCAUCAUAUGCAGGAAAGUAGAAGACUUGUCGUUGUCACGGAACACUGUACCAGUCUUUUGGGCAUCUAAAGCCUCUUUGGAUGAUUCUUCCAUUUCUAUAGAAGAGGAAGAACAGAUAUUCAACGGCCGAAUCCACAUCACUCCUCUCACCGCCGAGGAUCACGAGAAGGUGGUUUCCCGGGUAUUGCAUAUGAGUUCUAGCUACGACUUGGCUUUGCCAGGUUCGGCUACUGGAGAUGGGCGGAUUUGGUUGUACGAAAAUGGGACAUUCGGGUUUGGGUUUCUUCGAGAUCAAUUCAUCAUUGAUCUGAAACGUGUUGUCGAAGAUGGUUGUCUGGCCGAGGAGUCUGGUGCUUCAUUACCAUGCCAUUGAUUGGUUGAUUGAUUCAUUCCCUUUGAUGAAUCACCCUUCUGUACAUAAAACAGACUUGUUGCUGGGUGAUGAUAGCCUUCUGCAUUUUUUUUUCUUCUUUUGCACAGUUUAUUUUAAGACUAUUAAUUGUUGGGAAUGGCGGAUUGAGCUUGUAAUUCUGCAUGCCCUGCUUGAAUUAAGCCAAUAAUAUAAGCUUGGUUCCUCAUCGCCUUUGAA